AGUAUAUCUACCGCUUAAUCAGCAUAACGUCACGUAUUAUCGCUGUUUAAUCAUAACAAGUGGUAUCUUUCACUAUGUAACUGUUUAUUUAUCUUAUCAGUUAUCAGUGAAUGUAAAAGUACCAACAACCACACGGCACCACAUAAACUCUAACAUAUUUUCAUUUAGCCCAUAAAAUACAAGUUGAGCACAACAAAUUCUUAUCACCGGCAAUUAGCGGAGUGCAAAAUAUAAAUAUUAAUAGUAAAAUAUACUAUAGCUUUAUUAGUGUAAUAUUGCGGUAUUCGCCGAAGCGUCGGUGCACAAGGCGAAAUGAGCCAGCUCAACAAAUAAGCUUAAAAGGGCUCGCCUGAUAAACAAAUUGUGCCAAAUGUGACAGUAAAGUGCAAAAACGUACAAUGCUUAAGUUGGGUGGAGAAUGCAGAAAUAUUGCGCACUGCACGCUCGCAAGAGGCGUUACUCAUAUAAGUGCUAGUGCUUACAUUCGUUUUUAUAUGUUUACACGCGACGCAUUUGUAUAUGCAAUGCUUAUAAAGUCGAUCGUUUGUAAUUGGAAGUAUAGUUUGAGAAAGUGAAUCAUAAAGACAGCUUCGGACAAAUAAAUUUUUAAAAAGAAUUUACUGAAUAUUUUACUGUAUAAAAAUGGGUUGUCCAGCGUGUUCUAAAGAUUGCAAAUGCACUGCAGCUAAGUGCGGAGAUGGCUGUCCCUGCGAUCAGCAAUGCAAAUGCAAUUGCAAGAGCGGUGCCAAGGACAAUUGCUGCAAGAAAUAAAUUCGAUGGAGUUGCGAACUUUAAAAAUAAAUGUCAACUAGUAAUGGAAAAUUGAAUAAUUGACCUUCAGACUGGAGAUGAAUAAAACAAAAACAACAACAUUGUAAA
Messenger RNA from Bactrocera oleae (olive fruit fly), 879 nucleotides. Its product is annotated as metallothionein-4. NCBI's taxonomy places the organism in Eukaryota, Metazoa, Arthropoda, Insecta, Diptera, Tephritidae. Gene Ontology annotation, molecular function: metal ion binding. The record is from RefSeq and is a predicted model, not a curated record.